Ochotona curzoniae (black-lipped pika) is the source of this 1899-nucleotide messenger RNA. It is a transcript of the gene THNSL2, whose product is annotated as threonine synthase like 2. Gene Ontology annotation, biological process: dephosphorylation; 2-oxobutyrate biosynthetic process. The coding region runs from base 107 to 1564 and encodes 485 amino acids. The transcript has 9 exons. The record is from RefSeq and is a predicted model, not a curated record. Gene Ontology annotation, molecular function: pyridoxal phosphate binding. Lineage: Eukaryota; Metazoa; Chordata; Mammalia; Lagomorpha; Ochotonidae.
CCGCCUCCCACGCCCCUUCCUCCGCCCCCGGCCGGCGUCGGAGCCAGCCCAGCCGGACGCCCGAGGCCUGCCCGCAGCCGAGCCGUCCGCGCCCCGCACCCGGAUCAUGUGGUACAUUAGUACUCGAGGGAUCUCCCCUCGGGUCGACUUUGAGGGGGCCCUCUUCUCUGGCUAUGCACCUGAUGGCGGCCUCUUCAUGCCCGAGGAGCUCCCAUGCCUGGACAGAAAGACCCUGCAUGCGUGGAGCACUCUGUCUUACAAGGGCCUGGUGAAGGAGCUGUGUGCCCUCUUCAUUGGCCCGGAGCUCAUCCCAAGGGAUGACUUAAAUGAUCUGAUCGACCAUGCCUUCAGCAGAUUCCGUCACAAAGAAGUGGUCCAUCUGUCCAGGCUGAGGGACGGGCUGAAUGUCUUGGAGCUCUGGCAUGGGGUCACAUACGCAUUUAAGGACCUGUCCCUGAGCUGCACGGCGCAGUUCCUGCAGUACUUCCUGGAGAAGAGGGAGAAACAUGUCACCGUGGUUGUAGGAACUUCUGGGGACACAGGGAGUGCUGCCAUUGAGAGCGUCCAAGGGGCAAAGAAUGUGGACAUCAUUGUCCUGUUGCCCAAGGGUCACUGCUCCAGGAUCCAGGAGCUGCAGAUGACGACAGUGCUCAAGGACAACGUCCACGUGUUUGCGGUGGAGGGAAACAGCGACGAGCUUGAUGAGCCCAUCAAGGCUGUGUUCGCCGACGUGCCUUUUGCCAAGGAGCACAAUCUGAUGAGCUUGAACUCUAUCAACUGGUCCCGGAUCCUGGUGCAGAUGGCCCACCACUUCUUUGCUUAUUUCCAGUGUGCAGCCUCCUUGGACACGCACACUUUGCCCACCGUGGAGGUGGUUGUGCCAACAGGGGCUGCUGGGAAUGUCGCAGCGGGGUGCAUUGCUCAGAAGAUGGGGCUGCCCAUCCGCCUGGUGGUGGCAGUGAAUCGCAAUGACAUCAUCCACAGGGCGGUCCAGCAGGGGGACUUCUCUCUGUCUGAGGCUGUCACACCAACCCUGGCUUCAGCUAUGGACAUUCAGGUUCCCUACAACAUGGAGAGGAUCUUCUGGCUGCUGUCUGGCUCCAACAGCCAAGCGACAAGAGCACUCAUGGAGCAGUUUGAAAAGACACAAAGAUUGACCCUCCCUAAGGAACUACACAGUAAGCUCUCAGAGGCUGUGACAUCUGUGUCCGUGCUGGAUGCGGCCAUCACCCAGGCCAUGCGCCGCUGCUGGGACGAGAACCAGUACUUGCUGUGCCCGCACUCAGCCGUGGCUGUGAGCUACCAUUACCAGCAGACAGACGGACAGCAGCCCAGCAGCAUUGCCCGCUGCUGCCUGGCACCUGCGUCUGCAGCGAAGUUCCCUGAAGCUGUCCUGGCGGCAGGUCUGAGCCCCGAGACUCCUGCCGCCAUCCUGGCCCUGGAGCAGAAGGAGACGCGCUGCACCCUGCUGCGGAGAGCUGAGGACUGGACGCUGCGGCUUCGCUGCACCAUCGAGGACCUCAGCCGGAGGUGGAGUGGUGGUGCCCUGCGGGUCGCCCAGUAGCCAGCAUAAUGUUAUGGCCUCCUCCAGGCUCUGUGUCGUGAGGACGCGCACCCUCUGCCUCGGGGGCUGGUGCUGGCCAGUCAAGGGGAGUAGGGAGGGGUGCUGUUCUGCUGGUCUGGCCUCAGCUGAUUUUGCUCUGUUUUCCUCGCUUCCCCAUGUGCCCAGGGGCUUUGGAGCCCGGGCCUGGCUGGAGCAGGGGAGGGGGCUGCUCUGCUAAUACAGACUUGGGACUCACCAUCCCUGAGCCCCUUUCACUGCACUCCAAAACCAGAUCCAGCAGUCAUGGCACAGCCUGUUGGAGGCUUCCAGUGCCUGGAAUAAAAGAGCUUGUUUGU